UUCUCGCAUCCUCUCCUUCCACAGAUUCUCCAUCUUUAACCUCCAUUAUUCCACCAACAUUCGAGAAGGUUGGAUUGUCCUCUUUUUGCUGAAACAUUAUCUUGUAGAUGUCGUUCGGUGCAGCUUCACUUAGCUCAGUCAUCAAUCAUGCCUCAAAUUAUGGCCCUUACACAACCGAAGCGGCGGUGUUGGCGUCCUCAAACUUACAUGAUAAAUCUCUCUACAUAUCAUGUGGACUUGAUGCCAAAAUAUUAGUUUCCGGCGGUAAAAUUGUCCAGGCUCAAAGAAGACUUAAACGAGCACUUCCAUUGACCUCUAUUGUCUCUGCUAUUCGAAAUGGAAACGAUGAACCUGAAAGAACUGUAGGUGCCUACGCUGCUGAUCAGUCACUAAUAACUUCAAAGAACGGUAGGAAAUCUAAUGAUCCAGCGAAGGAAAUUGUUGCUUCUUCAUUAUACUUGAGUGAAGAUCACUUACAAAAUGCGCAAGUCCUGGGAAACCAGGGAAAUCUUCUAGAUAAACUAAAGGCUGUUCAUAUGCAUGCUUUAGCAAUGGAACAGUGGAAUGCUUCCAGAUUAAAAUUGUGUCACAGACGACAUGCCACGAGUGCUGCAAACCUAAUACAUUAUUUAGCUCUCAGAAGCCUUGAUGUUGACCAGCUAAAAGAUGACCUCUCUUCAGUAGGCCUUCUAAACUUGGAAACAAUCAAUCCAUAUGUCAUUGCAAGCCUUUCUGCAGGAAUCCAGAUGUUGGAAAACCUAAAAUCUAGCUCUUUAGAUGGUGAUGAGAGAGUCGAUGGUAUAGCAAAUGACAAAAGUUCAAAAAAUUAUUCCAACAGUAAGUUCACAAUAGGUAUGAUGACAAAUAGGGCAAAUUCUAACCGGGACAUUCUGAUUGGUCCACCUCAAGAUGAAAGAACUCAUAUCAUGGUCACAGUUGGUGAAGAAGCCAUAGCGAAUGAAACGUUUAUUAAUGAUAUUAUUAAGACAGGCGCCACAAUCAUUCGUAUCAACUGUGCUCAUGGUGAUCCAAGUGUUUGGAGUGAGAUAAUCAGAAGAGCAAAAGUAAACUCUCAAAUGCUGGAGAAAUCAUGUCGGAUUCUCAUGGAUUUGGCUGGACCAAAGCUACGAACUGGUAGGAUGAAAGCUGGACCAUGUGUCAUGAAAAUAUCUCCAAAAAAGAGCGCCAUUGGAAAUGUGAUCAACUCUGCCCAGGUUUGGCUGGCUCCAGAAGGAGCAGGUCCGCCACCUGCUCAUGUAUCUCCUGAUGUGGUCCUAUAUGUGGACAGCAAAGAGUUUCUCACAAAGCUGGAAGUUGGUGAUACUGUUAGAUUCAGUGAUGCCAGAGGAAAACAAAGGUCACUUAUGAUUUCAAAGAAAUUCCCUGUCUUUACUGGUGUUGGAUUCAUGGCCGAUUGUACAAAAACUGCUUAUGUUCAGACAGGUACAGAAUUGUAUAUCAAGGGGAACAAGAAAAAGUCCUCGAUUGGAUUUGUGGUGGAUGUUCCUCCCACAGAGUCAUUCAUUAGAUUGAAAGUUGGAGACUUGCUAGUGAUAACACGAGAUAGCUCAAACGAACAACAACAAUCAACUUCUUCCAUGGUUGGCACUCCUAGAAUAACUUGUUCUUCUGGGUAUCUCUUUGAUUCAGUCAAACCUGGAGAGCCUAUUGCUUUUGAUGAUGGAAAAAUAUGGGGGGUUAUCAAGGGGACCAGUAUUUCAGAAAUAGUUGUUUCCAUUACUUAUGCUGGUCCACGAGGUACUAAACUAGGCCCUGAGAAAUCCAUCAACAUUCCCGAAAGCAAAAUUCAGUAUGAAGGCUUGACUUCCAAAGAUAUCAUGGAUCUUGACUUUGUUGCUACCAAUGCUGAUAUUGUUGGGAUUUCAUUUGUUCGAGAUGCUCAUGAUAUUGUUGUGCUUAGACAAGAACUGGAGAAGAGGAAACUUAAGCACUUGGGAAUUGUUUUGAAAAUUGAAACUAAAGAUGGGGUUAAAAACUUGCCUAUCAUGCUUUUAGAGGCAAUGAAGCUACCAAACCCUUUGGGGGUUAUGAUUGCCAGAGGAGAUCUUGCAGUUGAGUGUGGAUGGGAGAUGAUGGCAGAUAUUCAAGAACAGAUUCUUUCGAUUUGUAACGCAGCACAUGUCCCAGUUAUUUGGGCAACACAAGUACUUGAGUCACUUGUAAAGACCGGUGUGCCCACUAGAGCUGAGAUAACAGACGUGGCUUGUGGACGAAGGGCAAGUUGCAUAAUGUUGAACAAAGGGAAGCAUAUUUUGGAAGCUAUAGCCACUUUAGAUACCAUAUUAAAGAACAGCAGGUCUACCAAGGUGAAGCCAGAAGUCAGACAUCUUGUGUUAUCCAACCAUCUCUUUUGAUCUUCUUUGGUUGUAUCUAUACUUUACGUAUAUCUUUCCUUAAACUUCAUCUGGAUGCUGGAAUUUGACCCGUUCAAUCUGUUUUUUGUUGUUUGGAAUUAUUU
Molecule: messenger RNA, 2479 nt
Organism: Cynara cardunculus var. scolymus (artichoke)
Lineage: Eukaryota; Viridiplantae; Streptophyta; Magnoliopsida; Asterales; Asteraceae
Product: plastidial pyruvate kinase 4, chloroplastic
Exons: 5
Coding region: 108-2375 (755 amino acids)
Biological process (GO): glycolytic process
Cellular component (GO): cytoplasm
Molecular function (GO): magnesium ion binding; potassium ion binding; pyruvate kinase activity
Source: RefSeq, a predicted model, not a curated record